Trachemys scripta elegans is the source of this 1279-nucleotide messenger RNA. It is a transcript of the gene KRT222, whose product is annotated as keratin 222. Gene Ontology annotation, molecular function: structural molecule activity. Lineage: Eukaryota; Metazoa; Chordata; Testudines; Emydidae. The record is from RefSeq and is a predicted model, not a curated record. Bases 331 to 1155 code for a protein of 274 amino acids. The transcript is spliced from 7 exons.
UCACCCUGUUGUACUUUAAUAUUGCAGAAAUUCUGAAUACUGAGAGAUUUACUCACCAUAGGCCUGAUUCCCCAGUACACUCUGACUGCUUUGCGCCACUCUGAAGGUGCAAAGCAGCCAUAAACACAGUUUAACUAUCUUAUUAAGCCAACUUUACAUUUUCUUUGCACCAGGGCAGCACAAAGCAGCCAAAGCGUACUGAGAAAUCUGGCCUCAGAUGUGUUGCAGUACUUAAGACACAAAACGGCAGUAAGAGCUGAUGUCAUAACAAGAACCUAUGGUAAAGCAGUAAAGUACGCGAAGGAAAAUGUUCUGCUUCAGGUGCUUGUGAUGUCACCAAUGCUUGCAGGCAAAACACAGAAAUGUGAAAGGAACCCUAAUUAUCAUUAUCGUAAUAAACACUACCUAGAAGAAGCUACAAAUGAAAGAAUGGACAAAGAUGAAGAAGCUUUAAAGGCAGCCAGAGCAGAGCUCAGUGAAGCCAGGCGACAAUGGCAUCAUAUGCAAAUUGAAAUUGAAUCUCUCCAGGCUGUGGAAAGAGGUUUGGAAAGUUGUCUGCAUGCCUCAGAGCAGCAGUACCAGAUGCAACUGCAGAAUUUAAAAGCUGAGAUUGAAGGUUUAGAGAAGGAGCUACAGCAAGUGAGGAGAGGUAUUGAGAAACAGCUUCAAAAGCAUGAAAUACUACUGAACACUAAGAUGAGGUUGGAGCAGGAGAUAGCAACUUAUCGCAGUUUGCUGGAGGAAGAGGAAAACAGGUUUCAUUUUUCUACACAUGAUAGAAAAGAUGACAGAAAACCUACCACCAGCAAGAUAGCUUUUAUCCCACCUUCAACUGGUGCCAUAAAGAAGCAUGAAGAUGAAAAGGUGGAAAAAUUGACAAAGCAAGCAAUCUUAGAUGGAAACAUUGUGAAGGAAAGUGCUGAAGCUCAUGGCACUAUACAGACAGAAAAAGUGGAUGAAGUUAUUAAAGAAUGGGAAGGAUCUUUCUUUAAGGACAAUCCUCAUUUAAGGAAAAAGUCUGUUUCUUUGCGCUUUGAUCUCCACCUAGCAGCAACAGAUGACGGAUGUUUACAGACUAAACAAAAUAACCUACCUGACAUUGAAGUCAGGCUGGUAAUGAGAAGGUCUUGCAGUAUUCCAUCUAUCAAACCUUAACCUGCAGCAAACUAACUCAAGGGUCAUUUAUGAUGGGCUUUGGAAAUAAAUAACGUUAAGACAGAUCUAGAUGGACCACAUGGCUUCCCCUCAUCUGGUCACAACUAUGAAAUGUUACUAAGUA